Messenger RNA from Pieris napi, 1607 nucleotides. RefSeq names its product ATPase ASNA1 homolog. Gene Ontology annotation, molecular function: ATP hydrolysis activity; ATP binding. Bases 128 to 1129 code for a protein of 333 amino acids. The record is from RefSeq and is a predicted model, not a curated record. Gene Ontology annotation, cellular component: GET complex. The transcript has 5 exons. Gene Ontology annotation, biological process: post-translational protein targeting to endoplasmic reticulum membrane. NCBI's taxonomy places the organism in Eukaryota, Metazoa, Arthropoda, Insecta, Lepidoptera, Pieridae.
AUUACUCGUCAUUUACUUGUGUACUCUACUAAAUCUGUGUGUCUCUAUGCCCUAACUUUUUGUGGUUACGGUUAAUUAAUUUUUAUACUACGAAUUCUUAUUCCAGUUAAUAAAAUUAUUUCUAAAUAUGGGCGAUAAUACUGAUUUUGAACCACUAGAGCCUUCUUUGAAGAAUGUCAUCGAACAAAAAUCAUUGCGUUGGAUUUUUGUUGGUGGUAAAGGAGGUGUUGGUAAAACUACGUGCAGUUGUAGUUUGGCAGUACAGCUUUCCAAAGUGCGAGAAUCAGUUCUCAUAAUAUCUACAGAUCCAGCACACAACAUUUCUGAUGCCUUUGAUCAAAAGUUUUCAAAGGUACCAACUAAAGUAAAGGGCUUUGAAAAUCUUUUUGCUAUGGAAAUUGAUCCAAAUGUUGGAUUAACCGAAUUACCUGAAGAAUAUUUCGAAGGAGAAGCAGAGGCAAUGAGAUUGGGUAAAGGUGUGAUGCAGGAAAUUGUUGGGGCAUUCCCAGGAAUAGAUGAGGCUAUGAGUUAUGCUGAGGUUAUGAAAUUAGUAAAAGGCAUGAACUUCAGUGCUGUGGUGUUUGACACUGCACCAACAGGACACACUUUACGUUUACUGUCAUUCCCUCAAGUUGUAGAGAAAGGGCUUGGUAAACUAAUGCUCUUGAAAUCCAAGGUAGCACCAUUCAUCAACCAAGUUGCAUCUCUAUUUGGCAUGGCAGACUUUAAUUCAGACAUGUUUAGCAAUAAAAUGGAUGAAAUGCUAUCUAUCAUACGACAAGUGAACACUCAGUUCAAAGAUCCCAAUCAGACAACUUUUGUGUGUGUUUGUAUAGCUGAAUUUCUGUCUUUGUAUGAAACAGAGAGACUUGUUCAGGAACUUACUAGGUGUGGCAUUGAUACACACAAUAUUAUUGUUAAUCAACUUUUAUUGAAGGCUUCUGCGCCAUGUGAACUAUGUGCAGCGAGGCAUAAAGUGCAAGAGAAAUAUCUUGAACAAAUAGCAGAUUUGUAUGAAGACUUUCACGUCACAAAAUUACCACUUUUAGAUAAAGAGGUCAGGGGUGCUGAUGCUGUUAAUUCUUUCUCGGAAUAUUUGCUUAACCCUUAUAAGCCGUCAUCUCCAUAAUAAAAUCCUUUAUUGCAAAAUGUUUUAAAUACUCUAUAUUGAAUAGUAUGUAACAAAAACAAUAUAUUGUAAUAAUUUAAACAAAAGACUGCAGGCUUCUGAACUGCAUUUUAUAAUGAUUGACAUCAUGGGAGAUAGAUAAAUUUCAAUUCUAUAAUUUUUUUUAAACAUUAAUAGUUUUCAAAAGAAAUAGGCAGUAUUUUUUUUUCUACAUAAUAUGUAUAUUGUAGGUUAAAUCUAAUGUCAAGAAAUUAAAUUCCAGUGCCUGACAGCUAUAUUAAAUACACACAUAAUUUUUUAUUAGUUUUAAAUAUUAAUUGAACUUAGAUGAUUGCUAGAAUUAGAAGAUUCAUAUGUCGAUACUAGGAAAUAGGAAUACUGACUUCGUAAUACAAUCCCAUAUUAUUUCUGGCGUUUUUUUGCUGUAUUUAUUAUGAAAACGUAAUUUAUAUUUGUAUAAUUAAAAUAUUGUUGAAUA